Xiphophorus maculatus (southern platyfish) is the source of this 1199-nucleotide messenger RNA. RefSeq names its product BTG anti-proliferation factor 3 (gene btg3). Bases 137 to 844 code for a protein of 235 amino acids. Gene Ontology annotation, cellular component: nucleus; cytoplasm. Gene Ontology annotation, biological process: negative regulation of cell population proliferation; negative regulation of mitotic cell cycle. The record is from RefSeq and is a predicted model, not a curated record. Lineage: Eukaryota; Metazoa; Chordata; Actinopteri; Cyprinodontiformes; Poeciliidae. The transcript has 5 exons.
UGGGCGGAGUCACCAUGGAGAGUCAAGAGUUUUCCGUUACCCACACACUUCUGACCAUUCAUUUUUAGUCCAUGCUGCGAGGCACGUCGUUGAUAUAUAUAAGACGCUCACGAGCCGUAAUGACCAGACGUGAAACAUGAUGCGAGAGAUAGCAGCAGUGGUUUUCUUUCUUAAGAGACUCGUGAAGAAAGGGGAGAAGCUGGAAUCUGACAAGAUUGAAUUGUUUAUCGAGAGGCUCGCUGUUGCACUACAGGAGAAGUUUAAGGGUCACUGGUACCCUGAAAGCCCCAGCAAAGGCCAGGCAUACAGGUGCAUCCGAAUAAAUAGAUUCCAUAGGCAGGAUCCGGAUCUCCUUCGGGCUUGCCGGGAGAGUGGGAUAAAAUAUAGUGACCUGGUACUUCCUCGUGAGCUCACACUGUGGGUGGAUCCUGGAGAGGUUUGUUGCAGGUAUGGAGAGCAAAAUCCUUGCUUCUCAGUCGCCACUUUCAGGAGUGAUGAUGAGGAUGAUAAAGAUGUUGCAAAGAAGGUGACCAGCGCUCUGGAGAGAGUGACAUCAGACUACCAUUCAGGUUCUUCUUCUGACGAGGAAAGCACCCGUAGUUCCCCCCUCACUGUCCCAAACAGCCGAUGGACCCACCAGACCAUGAAUCCUGGAGCUCCUUCUUGGCACCCCAAAAAUAUGGUGCCAGGGAAGGGUCACACCCUUCCACGGCCUCACUACGGCUACAGGCCUCGCGACAAAGCCUCCCACACGUUGAGGAGUAACGUUUGGAUCCCUCCUGUCUACAGAGCGGGCCCCGAAUACUGGGACACGCACCAAAACGUAGCACAUAGUUACAGUUAGGGACCACGGUGCUUGUUGUUCACACUGGACAUUAAACCUAGAAAAAACUUUGACUGAGAUUUUUUUUUUUUUUUUUUUUAAACAAAACGUUAAUUUUUAUAACACAAAUAUUGUUUUUCAGUCUUUUUGCACUUUAGAUGUUUUUGUUAUAGUUGGAAUAACUUGUUUGAAAUUAGGCAAUAGAAUUGGAAUAUUACAUGUGUAAUUUUGUGAAGUACUGUAUUUUUACUACAGGAGACGUUCAUGUAUGCAGCUUAAUGUCCUUUGUGAUGAAAUGUUUUAUUUAUUAAGCAAAAAUUUUCAUAUGUGUAGGCUUAAUGUUAUAAACUUUUAUUAAACAUUUCCAAGCAUCACA